This is a messenger RNA of Nasonia vitripennis (jewel wasp), 2784 nucleotides long. It is a transcript of the gene Sgf11, whose product is annotated as ataxin-7-like protein 3. Gene Ontology annotation, cellular component: SAGA complex; DUBm complex. Bases 807 to 1844 code for a protein of 345 amino acids. Gene Ontology annotation, molecular function: transcription coactivator activity. The transcript is spliced from 2 exons. Lineage: Eukaryota; Metazoa; Arthropoda; Insecta; Hymenoptera; Pteromalidae. Gene Ontology annotation, biological process: regulation of transcription by RNA polymerase II; positive regulation of DNA-templated transcription. The record is from RefSeq and is a predicted model, not a curated record.
GAGGUAACGGCGGCAUACCUGUAUCGCAAUUAUCCCAAAUUUAAUUGUAUAGCUGUAGGGCCAAUGUCAUGCAUAAGAGAUAGUAGAUUUUUCAAAGCUUUGAAUUUUGGAUCAACAUCAGUGCGUCCAACUUUUAGGGAAAACGGCUUUGUUUAACAUUAGCCGGGUGUAUUAUUAUAUCGCGGACAGCAGCCGGAAAGGGCAAGGCCUUGCUCUUUUCUAGUCUGAAACGCGUUUUAGCGAAGUAUAAGUAAAUAAAACGCGUUGUACGAAGGAGAAGGAGGGAUAGUCAAAGAGGGAGGGGGAGAAGUUCGGAUCUCGAACUGAGCGAGAGCGAGACAGACAGAGCACGCAUCAGUAGGUAGACCUAGACACUCUGAGUCUGACUGAUGCGGUUGCUGAAUUGAAUCGCACACACAACUCACCCACACAGCUCGAAGAACAGAUGUGCAGCGACGGCGACCGAGUAGUAUUUAGUAUAGACUAAUAGUAUAUCCUGGCGAUAUAGUGCCUGUCGUUUGUUGGUUAGAAUAAGGAAAGUGCGGAGGAAGGCGGGUAAAGUGCUAACCCGCUUAUCCCGGCACCGAGGUCGGGCUCCAGUCUGCGGGCCAGCGAAACAAAAGAGCCGACGAAGCAGCCCCUUACGGCAUGCGAAUGUCCCUUUCCGAGGACGCGCCACAAGAAUUACAGCAGCAGCGGCGCCGCCGGCAGCAGAUCGUCGUCGUCGUUUCGCUGCACUGCUCGGAGUUGCAGCAGGAGCAUCGUUGACAGCAUCACCGUUGGCAGUUUGUAAAGAGGCCAGCAGGAUGUCUGUAACCGACGACAGGAUACAGGAGCUCAACCGGUGCUUCCUCGAGUUCAUGGGCAAGCCUGAGAACGUCGAGGCUGCCACCAAGGAAAUCUAUGAGGACUUGCUAGACGAGGUUCUCAUGGGUUUUGUGUUCGACGUGCAUCGCAUGACCAAGACUGGCAGCUCCGAUGUGGAGGAAGGCAUUCCGGAUGAUGAGUCCUAUGCCAUCGUAGACUCUCCUGGUUUAGAUGUGUUUGGCCAACACCCGAUCAAAAAGUCCCAGGAAUGUAAUUGUCCAAACUGCGACCGGGGCGUGGCGGCGAGUCGCUUCGCGACCCACCUGGAGAAAUGCAUGGGCAUGGGCAGAAACAGUUCGCGCAUAGCCUCGCGACGUAUCGCCAAUAACUCCAAGGAUCUGACGACUUACAGUGGCGUGAUAAGCGACGACGACGAUGACGUCGACUGGAGCGUCAACAACGACAAGCGCAAACGGCGCAAGGACCGCAAUGGCCUCAAGAAGCUAAAACAGCCGAAGAACAGCAGCACUGGAAGCGUCGGUUCUACCGGACAAAAGAAUGGCAGCGACAGCCUCAACGAGCUCAUCUACACGAGCAACGAGAGCUCUCCGUCCAAUUAUGAGAACAUGUCGCUCGACGAAAAGAAAGCCCUGCUUCAGCAAAUCUGCGGCGUCGUCUCGGAGCACACGAAGAAACUCUGCACCAGGUCCAUGCGCUGCCCACAGCAUAGCGAUGAUCAACGCAAAGAAAUGCGCGCGAACCUGGAGGCCUCUUUGGGUCAAAACAACGGCAGCGGUAAUGGUCAGGACAGCAACAGCAUGCACAUCGACAUCGAUACUUUCGAAGAGACAGACAGCCAGAACCUCAGAGAAACGUUGGCCAGGUGGGAUAGGGAAGGAUCGAGUCAUUCGAGCCCAGCUGACUCAGCCUCUACCACUUCCACCUCAUCGAUUAGUAGAAAGCGCGAGACCAAGUCUAAGGGCAAGGGCAAGGGUAGCAAGCGCGACAGGAGCUCGCCUGUAUCACAGGCCGACUGAACGAUAUCCUGUAUUCACAUUGCCUGUAAUAGAGCGCAUUAUGAAUCGUAUUUUUUUCUGUGUUCAAACUCUUAUUGUCGCACAGUGGUCGCUGAGUUCAUUUUUUUUGCUCUCGUUUACUCGGCGACUCUUAAUUUUAUGACGAAUAAUGUUCAAUGUAAUUAUUUAUUAUUUACAUUACGACUAUUUUUAUUUGUGAUAAGGAUCAUAAGUUUAGUUUCAUUUAACUUAGACUUAGGAAUGAAGUGAUAUAAAGUAUAUUUUCGUGUUUAAAUCAAUUUUCUUCUUAAAAAAUGUAUUAUUUUAUUAGUAAUUUUUAAAAAUCAGCUGAAAAUUGCUGUUUGAUAUUUUUCAUAAAAUAACUUUUGAACAAAUCCGACUACUGUGCAGAUCUCUAUGUCGUUCUGCCUUUCAUUUUAAUCGUUUUCAACAGUGUGUGUGUGUGUGUAUGUAUGUGUGCUUGCGCGCGCGCGUGUGUGUGUGUGUGCGUGUGUGUGUGAAUCAAAUGUGAAUAUAGGAAAGAAAAAAACAUAUUUAAUGAUGUUCCUACGAACUGUGUACAAAGUACUCUACGUUUUUAGAUGAAAAACGAUGAAUUGUAAUUAAUGUAGAGACUAUGAUGAUGUCGCGGUGACUCGUAUCAAGUUUAACAUGUACAACUUUUUUAAAAACACUGCAGCGAGUUUUAUAUUAAAUUAUAAACAUACAUAUGUGCGUGUGUAUGUUGUGUCAAGAAUCAACGAUAUUUUUGUUUCCAGCAAUCAUUUUUUUUUUUUUUUUAUAACAAACGACGUUGAUUUUAGGGAUAAAAGGUUAUCAAUCUUGUAAAUUAUUUGAAUUAUGAUGAACUAUAUUUUUUUAAACACAUGAUCUUCUGUUUCCUUAUUUAGCAUUAACUUGAAUUUUUAUUCAGAGAAAAUAAACAAAUUUUUCAUCUCAA